AUGGGCGCUCAAGUACUUGGAGAACGCGUCAGGACGGGUGAGGCGACUUGCGAGGACUAUUUCGAGCUAGGCGCGAUCCUUGCCCGCAAGCGCCUCUUCACCCAGGCGAUCAAGAACAUCCAGAAGGCGGUCAAGACGUGGGACGGCGAGGAGGCCGAGCUAGCGCAGGUGCACAACACACUGGGUUACUGCUACUUCUCGUCGGAGCGGGCAGAGGACGCUGUCGAGGAGUACAGGAAGGCGGUGGAGCUGCAGCCCGGUUACGUCACUGCCUGGAACAACCUUGGCGAUGCGUACGAGGUCCUCCGCGAGUGGGAGUCGGCACUGGAGUGUUACAAGGAGGUGCUCGCGCUUGAUCCCGAGAACGCCGUCGCGAAGGCCCGUGCUGACAAGAUGGAGUCUCGCGUAGCGCGCGUCGGUGGCUCGUCGGUGCGGUGA
This is a messenger RNA of Pedinophyceae sp. YPF-701, 438 nucleotides long. The record is from the annotation of a GenBank genome assembly. Lineage: Eukaryota; Viridiplantae; Chlorophyta; Pedinophyceae.